This is a messenger RNA of Aspergillus heteromorphus CBS 117.55, 964 nucleotides long. Its product is annotated as gamma-glutamylcyclotransferase family protein. The coding region runs from base 206 to 907 and encodes 233 amino acids. The record is from RefSeq and is a predicted model, not a curated record. The transcript is spliced from 3 exons. NCBI's taxonomy places the organism in Eukaryota, Fungi, Ascomycota, Eurotiomycetes, Eurotiales, Aspergillaceae. Gene Ontology annotation, molecular function: gamma-glutamylcyclotransferase activity.
GUUGCCAACUUGCCAUCGCCAUCAUCUGUAAAUGAACCAAUCCCCUCCGAGGCACAUCUUCCUUGCCUUGAUGGCAAUGGGCCUCUUCGGGCCGCACUAUAGUACAUACCCAUAGAGAUCGUCCGAAGCUACUUCUUUCUGUCUCAGACGUUCAAUUCUAUCCCAUACGCAUUACUUUGAAUCAGAACACUUUGAUCCCAACGCGAUGUCUUCUUUCAGACAGUCAUGCCCUAGCCCCGAUGAGUCCCGGGCCGGAGGAUUGUAUUUCGCUUACGGUAGCAACAUGCACCUUCAACAGAUGGCGGCGCGCUAUCCGGAUAGCACGCUGUUUGCGAGAGGCAUCCUCCGGAAUUACAGAUGGCAAACCAAUACCCGCGGUGGGGGCAACGUGGUCGAAGGAUCCCAGGACGAUUUCGUGGAGGGCAUCAUGUUCAGGGUGUCUACCAGCGAUGUCCAAGCAUUACGCCACUACGAGGGAGUCGCACAGCAGAACUUCACGGAGAUGGAAUUUGAUAUCGAAGUUGAGCGGUUCCCAGACACAAGAUGGGAGGGUCGCAAGACCACCGAUGCGGCUCGGAUUCUCGCAGGGGACAGCACCGGAUUUAGGAUGACGGAACCUGAAUCCUUGACGGAUGCACCAGAGCACAAUCGAGCGGAAAGGGUUCACCGUAAGGCACUUGUGUACGUUAGUUACAAGUACCAAGUGCCCGGUGACAUUAGAGACGAAUACAUGGCACGGAUGCAGUUGGCCAUGGACGACGCUCGCAUGCUUGGCGUUUCCGAGUAUUACCUCGAAGCCUUAUUGCAUCCGCAAGUUUUUGGCAAGACUCGGCCGGUUCCGGUUGAAUCCCUAUCUCUACAGGCAAAAAUCUGCUCUCAGGCCCGGACAAUGCCGCAAGCUGCAUAAAAAGGUAGUGGGGCUCAAGGAAAAGCGCUACAGACACCGCCACCAACACCAGCAUCC